AUGGAUGUGGUCGACGAAAUUUCUAAUUUAUUGCAGACUUAUGGCAAUCGCGAUAAAGUGGUAUCUCUUACUAGCUACAUACUAAAGCUAUGGGGCGCGACUUCAAAGCGACAAAACCUCCUGACAGCGAGUGCAAAGCUUGCGAGCGCGCGAGCUGCUCUAAGGCUUUUCGAUGAUGCUGCUGUGCUGAAAAACUUUAUCAAUUAUGGACUUGGAAAACAGGAUGGUCCGUUUUGGGGUUCUCUGGGCGUAUCAAAUGGUCUGUUCACGCUCGCAUACUUGCAGGCUGAGAAACUAGUAUUUUUACUUGACUCAGGGGUAUUAGUACUGGAUGAAGAAAAAGCGUACAAAGUUAGGACCGCGCAUAAGCUAUUCUGGUCGUUAUAUGCGUUCAUUGGAUUUAUCAGGUCCAUUAGAGCUUUACAAAUAUCUGCUCGAGAAUUAAAAAGACCAAAUAAGCCAAAAUGCGCCCAGGCUAGGUUCACCCAAGCCUCGUUGACCACUACGAAGCUCCUACUGGACGUUAUUCACGCAGUAAGCUGGCUGCCUCGAGGUUGGUUGUGGGGCGGAUCACUGCAGACGACCCAAGCUGCAGGCAUAGCGACUUUGUCUGCUGUACUGGGUUUAGUUAUACAUUAUAACGGGAAACGACUGUUGCCACGAUAG
This is a messenger RNA of Melitaea cinxia (Glanville fritillary), 666 nucleotides long. RefSeq names its product peroxisomal membrane protein 11C-like. Bases 1 to 666 code for a protein of 221 amino acids. The transcript has 4 exons. NCBI's taxonomy places the organism in Eukaryota, Metazoa, Arthropoda, Insecta, Lepidoptera, Nymphalidae. Gene Ontology annotation, biological process: peroxisome fission. The record is from RefSeq and is a predicted model, not a curated record. Gene Ontology annotation, cellular component: peroxisomal membrane.